GAAUGUGGACGGGGAAGCUGCAGCCCUCGGUGCUCGGGGAAUCUGCAGAUCUUUAGUAAAUCAGCCGUCGAUGAACCGAAGGAUUGGCCGAUCAGUGAUCGUCUGCCCGGAGAUUGCAGGAUCAGAUCUCUGAGGACGCAGCCAUGUCUGGAAGCCGCUUCGCAGUCCUCGCAGGAUUUCUACUGACUGUUCUCUCCUGUAUAGACGCCAGCACUAGACUCACCAUUAAAGUGAUUCCUCCGACGCCUAAAGCUGGAGACCUCGUCACCCUCAGCGUCUUUGGCGUUCAGGGAACGAUCCAUUUUGCAACUUGGUACAAAGGUCUGAGCACGAGCGCCACGGAGCAGAUCCUGUCCCAUCUCGGCAGUAGGGACAUCCCUGGAGAGAAGUUCUUCUCCGAGGCCAGCGGCCGGCCCAACGGUUCACUGGUGAUUCAGGAUUUUCGGAAGGAAUUUUAUGGUGACUACACCGUCCAAAUACAGACCAGCGUCACUCUGCAAGAUGGCGAAGUGACUGUAAGUGGUGUCUCAUGUGCUGCUCUCUCUGCAUUCGCUCCUCUCUUCGGAUUACUCUUAUAUUCUUCCAUCAGCUACCUAUGACUCCAGCAGAGGACAGAUGCUGAAGGGAUUUUCUACUUAAGUUUAUGAGAUCAGGAAUGGAAGGAAAAGCGCAAUGGCAGCGGUGCGGAUCCUCCGCCAUUUAGUAUGAGAAGCCGCCACCGAAUGAACGAAGAGGGAAGAAGACACCAAAUCCCAAUGUCUCCUGACCACCACCUCCAGGGGCAUUGACCACUCCAUUAACCUCUUCCUCACCACACCUUGCUUCCUCUCAUACGUGACGGCUCUAGGAUUCUGACAUUUACUAAUUUAUUCAACACUGACAACUAUUAACCAUUUCGCUACCAGCGCCGUACAUGUACGGCGCUGGAGCGAUGUGCGAACAUGGUGCCCGCUCGCCCGUGCAGCGGGCAUCAUGGCCGGCAGAUCUCUGCUGUUUCAUACAGCAGAGACCUGCGGAUAAUAACCGUGACCGGCAUUAAUGCAGAUCGCGGUAAUUAAAUGCUUUAGAUGCCGUGACCAAGUGAGGUCACUCUUCCGGGUUUCCUACCGAUGUCCCGUGUCGCCUAAUGGGGCAUCAGUCCUUGUGCUGAACACGGUCAGCCUCGCUGAUGAGGUGGAAAGUGUUCAAGCUGCAAUUCUUAUUUUGGCCACCAGAUGGCAGGCCAGGAUGAGAAAUGGCAAAUAUAAAAUCCCUGAUAAACCAAAAUUUUAAAAAAUAAUUAAACUCAUAUAUAUGAGCCACAAAAUGAUCAGAAUUUUUUAAAAAAAAAAUGUAAAAAAAUAUAAAAGUUUAAAUCACCCCCCCUUUCCGUAUAAUAAAAA
This is a messenger RNA of Bufo bufo (common toad), 1382 nucleotides long. Its product is annotated as carcinoembryonic antigen-related cell adhesion molecule 5-like. The transcript has 5 exons. The coding region runs from base 144 to 599 and encodes 151 amino acids. The record is from RefSeq and is a predicted model, not a curated record. NCBI's taxonomy places the organism in Eukaryota, Metazoa, Chordata, Amphibia, Anura, Bufonidae.